UAAUAUACCCAUAAUCUUAAAAAAAAUUUGUAAAGUACAAAACUCAACAAGUCAUGGUCUACGAUGGAGAUUGGACAAUAACAACACCUAGACGAGUCAAAACGCUCAAAAAAACAAUCAAAUCCUGCCGCAAACCCAAUUUCACACAGGUUUCCCUCUCCUCUUCCCCUCCAAAUCCAACCAAAACAAAUGUUAAGACUCACAGUCAGUGCUGUCUAGUGUUCCAAGAGUCACAGAAAAUGGCUCAGUCUUACCCUCUCUGCUUCUCUUCUUCUUCUUCUUCUUCUUCAAGCUUCCAUGAUUGCAAACGCAUAACCCCUCGUACCACAUCCCCUUCUUCUUCUUCUUCUUCUUGCAAUCUCAAACUUCUCUACUUUCCAACUUCCCAUAACCUCUUCCCUCUCACUCAAUCCAAAACCCACUUCUCCUUGCAACCUCUCAAUUCUCAACUCGAUGCAAAACUCGACAACCCAGAUGCAAAAUCUCCACCUUCCUCGAAAUCUCGCAUCUGGGUCAAUCCCAGAAGCCCCAGAGCCAAACAGCUUCUGAAGAAAUCGUAUGCUGCCACUUCUUCACCUCUCGAGAAGCUAGCCAAAUCUCUCGACUCAUGCAACCCCACCGAGCAACAAGUUUCUGAAAUGUUGGUGAAGGGUUUAGGGGAAAAUGUGACAGAACGUGAAGCAAUGAUUGUUCUGGAUAACAUGGUGAACCCCGAAACUGCGUUGCUUGCUUUUGAAUACUUCAAGCAGAAGAUUAAACCUGCUAGGCAUGUUGUUCUUUAUAAUGUGACCCUCAAGUUGUUCAGGGAGAUCAAGGAUUUUGGGAGAGCAGAGAAGCUGUUUGAUGAAAUGCUUCAAAGAGGGGUUAAGCCGAAUCUCAUUACAUUUUCAACUUUGGUUGCCUGUGCUUCCACGUGUUCUGUUCCGCAUAAGGCUGUGGAGUGGUUUGAGAAGAUGCCCUCUUUUGAGUGUGAGCCCGAUGACAACUUGUCGGCGUCUAUGAUAUAUGUUUAUGCGCGGAUUGGUAAUGUCGAUAUGGCUUUGAGCCUGUAUGAUCGCGCGAAGACGGAGAAGUGGCGUGUUGAUACGGUGGCGUUCUCGGCGUUGAUUAAGAUGUAUGGGAUGUCGGGAAAUUAUGAUGCGUGCUUAAGUGUUUACAGUGACAUGAAGGUUCUUGGGGCUAAGCCUAACAUGGUAACGUACAACAAUCUGUUGUAUGCCAUGGGGAGAGCUAAGAGGGCCAGGGAUGCCAAAACUAUAUAUGAGGAGAUGGUAAAGAAUGGAUUUUCACCUAAUUGGCCAACCUAUGCAGCUCUCUUGCAAGCCUAUUGUAGGGCGCGAUGUAGUGAAGAUGCUCUAAGUGUGUAUAAGGAAAUGAAGGAAAAGGGCAAGGAUGUGGAUAAAGUUCUUUAUAACAUGCUCUUUGACAUGUGUGCUCAUUUUGGCAAUGCAGAUGAAGCUAUGAAAAUAUUUGCAGACAUGAAAAGUUCUGGGGAUUGCCAGCCAGACAAUUUCACAUACACAUCUUUAAUUAACAUGUACUCAUGCAUGGGGAAAGUUACAGAGGCGGAAGCCUUGUUGAAUGAAAUGAUACGUUGUGGAUUUGAGCCUAAUAUUUUAGCUCUAACAUCACUUGUCCAUUUGUACGGAAAAGCCAAACGAGCUGAUGAUGUUGUGAAGAUUUUUAAUCAACUCUUGGAUUUGGGCAUCAGUCCUGAUGACCGAUUCUGUGAUUGUCUUCUAUAUGUCGCGACCCAGAUACCUAGACAAGAAGAACUUGGCAAGAUAACUGCUUGCAUAGAGAAGGCCAAGCCAAAGCUUGGGUCUGUGGUUAGAUAUUUGACCGAAGAGCAUGAGGGUGAUGGAGAUUUUAGAAAAGAAGCAUUGGAACUUUUCAAUUCAAUUGAUGAUGAUGUAAAGAAGUCAUUGUGCAAUUGUCUAAUUGAUCUUUGUGUUAGUCUGGAUGUGCCAGACAAAGCUCGUGACCUUCUGGAUUUGGCGUUGAAACUUGAGAUAUAUACAGAUAUACAAUUCAGGUCUCAAACUAGGUGGUGUUUGCAUCUAAAGAAACUCUCACUUGGAGCUGCUAUGACCGCCUUACGUGUUUGGAUAAACGACUUGUCUAAGGCUUUGGAAUCAGGCGAGGAGCUUCCACCAGUACUAGGAAUUAAUACUGGGAUUGGGAAACACAAUGUUUCAGAUAAAGGCUUGGGCAGUGUAUUGGAAUCAUAUCUGAAGGAACUCAAUGCUCCAUUCCAUAAGGCUACUGAUAAGGCUGGUUGGUUUUUGACUACAUACGAAGCUGCCAAGUCAUGGCUGCAGUCCAGGGGUUCACCUAAAAUAGUUGCUGCUUUGGACUCCAGGGUUUUAGAGGUUCCAACAGUGGCUCUUCCCCAGUGAUAGUGUUGUUUUUGUCAACCUUUUGCAAUAGGUUUUUACUUUUUAUGCAUUUUACUUUGUGAGGAAAUUUUGGUACAAGUAGAUUCAGAAAAUAAUUUGUUUUAUUUUAGAUGUCUUAUAAGGUGAAUUAAGGCCUGAUACUAGUAUGUGGUACAGUAAUCCAGGAAACUGUAAAAUUCUGCCAGAAUCCAGAUUAUAUUACAUGCACAACCAGGUAGUUCUUUUUAAGGUGCCGUUUGAUUCUGGCUCAGGUGUAAUGUGGAACUCCUUAUGUUUUAUGGUGUUAGAAGUUAAAACUUAGAAAUCUUGAUUCUGGAUAGUCAAUACUGGAAUUGAUGUGAUACUCAAUACUGUUAUUUCUUUUUGGUCAAUACAAUGUUGAGUUCAAUGCUAUGAAUAAGAUGUCACUUUCCCUUUUAACUGUUCCAGUAAACAACUGAGUCAGCCUUUUAUUCAUUUGUUUUGUUUUUGAAAAAGCUUAAAAGAAGAAAAAUACAAGAAUAAAGAUGUAUGGACGGUUGAGGUUGACCUUUAUAUUGAACAUGAUGGUUGACCUUAUUUAGUGCCUUUUUUAUUAUAUGGGUUGACUUUGAGUUUAUGGUUCUAAAUUAGUGCUUUCUUAUUAGUUUUCCAAUAAACGAUUAGUAAAAUGGGAGCAAGAAAGGGCUUAAGAAUAAUAUUUUAGAAUUGACUUGGAGUGCUUGUUCCAGUCACAUCCCAUUAGAAAUUUUUAGUUUCUGCAUAUUUUAAAAACAAGUCAAAAAGCUACGUGAUGAGUGAUGGGUUGCACGUUAGAAUAUCCUCCAACGUUGACACAAACCCAACCCUCACUAUAUAAUGCUUAGAGUCUUUAUUCGUUUCAUAUUGCACAAUGGGAAACUGUAUGGCAGGACAAUCACAACCAAAGAAGCAAACCAGAGGUCCUCUAAUUGAAGGAAGAGAAACAGAUGUUGAUGCCUUGGUGAAAGUUGAAGAAAAGAUGAACUCUGCUUCUGGUAAACGUUACAUAGUGGUACAUAGAAAGCUGCAUCAGGGCGAGUUGGACCGUUUUGCAUCAUUACUGAAGCAUUCUGGUGUGGAUUCUGUACCUUGUAGGACAACUGACAUCAGAAAUCUGAAGACAAAGAGUGUUAAGAUCGUGGUGACUACACAACAGUUGGAACUGCUGUUGAGAGGAUCAAACAAGUUCCAAACCAGAAGAACUAGAGCAAGUUCUGGGUUGCGACGGUGCCCAAAAUGGUUCCCUUCUUUACCAACUAUUCAAGAAGUGCAGAGCUAUUGAGUGAUGGGAUGUUUUGCAAUUUUAAGCUUUCCCAUCAUCAGUUGUGCAACGAAUUUGCUUAGGAAAUUAAGGAUGUUUACCUGCUAAGAAUUUUAAAUUAACAGCAGGCAGUGGAAAGGAAAAAAAAAACUAGGAAGAAAAGCUUUCCAAUUUAUAUCCUCUUUUAUUUUCUUCAGGUUUUUGAGCUUUUCAGUCAUACUAUAGUUGUAGGGAAUCCUAUUGUUCAUAUUCUUGGAUGAACGAUGAACAAAUGAUAUUCGUCAAUUUCUGUUGCUUAAA
This is a messenger RNA of Lotus japonicus, 3960 nucleotides long. Its product is annotated as pentatricopeptide repeat-containing protein At4g16390, chloroplastic-like. NCBI's taxonomy places the organism in Eukaryota, Viridiplantae, Streptophyta, Magnoliopsida, Fabales, Fabaceae. Gene Ontology annotation, cellular component: chloroplast. Bases 54 to 2399 code for a protein of 781 amino acids. Gene Ontology annotation, molecular function: protein binding. The record is from RefSeq and is a predicted model, not a curated record. The transcript has a single exon.